CCCCAGCCGAGUUGUAUGCUUCAAUCGGAGUAGUCUCUGUGUAUUAUGGUUGUAGUCAGCGGGCGAAGAAGCGAACCGGAGUCCUGGUAGGGAUCAAAUUCAGCUGCAGGAGAAGAUACUAGAAAUGCAGGGUUAGAGAGUGAAGACCGCAGAAGCAGAGGAUUUGUGGUCAGGAAUUCCAAACUAAACGUCACACCUGUUGGAGGUUUUUCACAAUCUGAAUAUCAUUGCCGUGGGAACCAUUUCAGAGAUCAUGCUGGCUGGAAAAACACCGAGAGACGGGGAUAUGCACACCCCUGAGAGCGUUCCAAAGUGCAGAUCUGUGGGAAAAGACCUGAUCUGAUUGGAAAUCGGACAACUUAACACUUCUCACAUCGGAGAGAAACUCAAACUGUGAUCAAGGCUUCAAAAGAUUAGGCACAGGCACGCUGGGGAGAUGCAAGGGCACUUGCACCAUGGAGAAACCGUGUAAAUGCAGGGACUGUGGGAAGGGGUUCAGUUACCCAUCCCAGUUGGAAACACACCGUCGCAGUCACACCGGAGAGAGGCCAUUCACUUGUUCCGAAUGUGGGAAGGGUUUUGCUCUGUCAUCCAGUCUCCAGCUGCACCAGCGGGUUCACAGUGAUAAGAGACCAUUUAAAUGCUCUGACUGUGGGAACUCUUUUAAAAUCUCUGCAGACCUAAUUAAACACCAACUUGUUCACACUGAUGAGAGACCGUUCGGCUGCUCCCAUUGUGAGAAGAGAUUUAGGCAGUCAUCACAUCUCAUCCAACACCGGCGGGUUCACACUGGAGAGAGGCCGUUUACCUGCUCUGUGUGUGGGAAGGGAUUCACUCAUGCAUCCAAUCUUCGGACACACCAGCGGGUACACACGGGGGAGAGGAUAUUCACCUGCACCGUGUGCGGGAAAGGGUUCACACAGUCCUCCAAUCUCAGGACACACCAGCGGGUUCACACUGGCGAGAGGCCAUUCACCUGCACCCUGUGCGAGAAGGGUUUUACAAAUUCGUCCCACCUACUGACACACCAACUUGUUCACUUUGAUAAGAGGGCCUUCAAAUGCUCUGACUGCGAGAAGAGCUUUAAAAGUGCAAAGGACUUGCUGAUACACAGGCGUGUUCACACUGGGGAGAGGCCAUUCACUUGCUCCAUCUGUGGGAAAGGAUUCACUCUGUCAUCUAACCUCCAAACACACCAGCGGGCUCACAGCGGAGAGAGGCCUUUCAGCUGCUCGCUGUGUGGUAAGGGCUUUAAUCGGUCAUCCAAUUUACUGAGACACCAGCGAGUUCACACUAGGGAGAGGCCAUUCACUUGCUCUGUGUGUGAGAAGGGAUUUACUAGAUCAUCCCACCUGACGAGACACCAGCGAGUUCACAAGUGACUGAGAGAGUUGAGUUCUUCUGUAUUUGCUGAGCAGGACCUCACUCUUCGCAGAGUCCUCAGACUCUGCAUUUGUUAAUUCCGUGUAACCGAGCUGGAUCUUCUGGGGUCUGGAGGGAUGCAACACCAUGUGUUUGCUUCUGUCGUUCAAUGACAAGCGGUUAGCUGAUGAUCUUGUCUGCGUGAUUUUUGUCCUUGAGCCCUCUAGACCAUGUUGCUUCUGUGCCUGCGGUUCCACUGGUGGACAAGGCCCUGUUACCCAGCCUCUCCAGGUGUGGUAUCAGGGAAAAGGACUGACAACAUGCUCUACGUCCGUAAACACAAAACUGUCUGCAUAUUGCCGUUGAGGCAACACAGGAAAAAUCACUCCUGAAAACAUCACAGGGAUGUAAAUGUCGUCUGUUCAGUAAUUGUAUUUAACACAAAAUGAACAAGAAACUAAAUCUCAAACACUAGAUUCUGCAGAUGCUGGACAUCCAGAGGAACAAAAAAUGCUGGAGGAGCUCAGCAGGUCAGGCAACAGCUAUGGAGGGGGUUAAACAGUUGAUGUUUCUGACCCAGACCCUUCAUCAGGACUGGAAAGAAAGGGGAAGACGCUAAAGUAAGAAGGUGGGGGAAGGGAAGGAUACAAGGUGGCAGGAAGAUAAAUAAUCCAACUCCUGAAACUUGGGACAUGCCUGCAAUCUAAUGCCUCGGUGCAUGAGAUAAAUGUUUUCAGAAUUUGUUUGGAACUUAAAUCAAGUUGGCAAAUUAUUUGACUUGAGGCUGUAGGUCUUUGGACGCUGUCCUGCACCAAUCUGUAAUGCGAUGGAGAACAUACAUUUGUCCCAGCAUAACCCUGGCAGAUGUCGUUUGUGUACUUUUAAAGAGUGUCUCCUCUCUCCUUGGGUCUCCUGCAACUGCACUGAAAGUCAAUGUGGUUUGUAUAUGGAGAUGUGAAGCAGGAAAAUGUCAGGAUGCUGCUCUAGCCUCUGGUCAGAGUCAGGGUGGUGCUCAAGCAAACAGAUCUUUACAAUAAGAAUCACCCAAGUGCGGCCACAGUUUGGGCAGAGCGGUGGCGAAGUUGAGAGCAGGAGUGUGUCACAGAGCCCGCUGCACCCUUCAGCUAGGCAGAGGGUGAUCCAGUGCCUUGAGCCCAAUGUCUGGCAGUGCCCUGUUUGUCAUUAACAGCUAUCUGUAUUCCGUAAUUCUUUCCUGGAACAAUUGGUAAAGGCAGUUUUUAAAAAAAAAGCUUGUAACAAUGAUUUAAAGACAUUUGAAUGGGGACAUGGGAAGGAGAUGGGAUAUUAGCCAAGUGCGUUAUUUCUCACACGUGCACAGUAAAAUGCAUCUUUUGUGUCGAAUCAGAUCGGCAAGGAUUGCCACGGGGGCAGCCUCCGCGUGUCGCCAACAUGGCAUGCAUGCCCAGAACUUACCAAUACUGACCCAUACGUCUGGCAUGUGGGAGGAAACCCACGCUGCCCUGGGAAGAACGUACAAACUCCUUAGAGACAGUGGUGAGAAUUGAAUCUCCGUCAACGAUCGCUUGCGCUGUUCUGCCCCAAAUGUGACUGACUUGUGUAGGCAUCUUGGUCAGCACGGAGCAGAUGGGCUGAAGGGCCUGUUUCCAUGAUCUGCAUGUCCUGUCCUUCACUCUCUGCCGUUCCUGCACUGAAAGCCAGACUCCUCCGGGACAUACCCCAAAUCGGGAAAGGCUGGGCGAAUCCAACCUUGUGCACACCCUGUCUGAUCACAGCCCACUUCCUAACAGGGUAGUUGAUCAUCUGCAUGACAAGCAGUUGAACCUGAGAUGAAAACAAUGCCCUUCAUUGCAUUGACAGAGGAAUUAAACUGAGGGAAGUGCAUGACCAAGCUUAAUUUUAAGAUGCAAUUUAGUAUACUGAAAAAUAAUAAAACUCAUCCUGGGGAGGGUGGUGAGAACUUCAGAAGUUUGAGGCUCGUUGAAAAGAUUAUAAAUGAUCUUGGACAUCUACAGGAAUGAUAUUAUACAAAGCUUUCAGUCAUUAUAAUUAGUUUUGCAACAACAGCUUGCAUUCUUAAAGAAACCUAGGAAAACUAUCAUUUGUGACGCUUGGGAUAUCAGGUGGAGAUUUCAAAAGGGAAUUCCACGGAGUACAUCCUGGAGGGUUGAGGUGGUGGAGCAGCUGAGACUUGGGAUAUUUCAGUGGUCAGAUUUGGAGUAGUUUACAGUUAUGGGCUGGAUGGAGCUAGGAGGGAGAGUUUUAUUUACUGGGAUUCAGUGGGGAGUAGACCCUUCAAGCCACACUGCCCAACAAUCCCUGAUUUAAUCCCAGCCGAAUCGGGGACAAUUUACAAUGACCAAUUAACCCACUAACUAGUACGUCUUCGUACAAGGAAACCGGAGCACCCGGAGGAAACCCACAAGAUCACGGUGAGAACGUACAAACCUCUUGCGGGCUGGAAUGGAACCCAGAUGGCCUGGAUGGUAAAGUGCUGUGCUGACCAUAAUGCUAUCGCACUGCUCCAGCACCAUGUGGAAAUAAUAAAACAUCAGUGGGAAUUUUAAACUUAGGGCUGUGCUUAACUAGUAGAUACUGUAAUUCACAAGCAUCUGAUGCUGGGUGAAGGGGAUCUAAAGAAUUCGGACAUUGUGGACAGAGCUUCAGUGACCUCCGGUUUAUAGAGCGGGGAUGGAAGUGGGUGAUUGAAUCGAGGUGGAAAUAGGUGGUCUUGGAAAUGUUCCAGAAAUCAUUUCAGCAUCAUGUACGUCACUGUCAGUCAACUGCCAAGGAGAAAGUGGAGGAUUUAUUAGCCUUAAUAAUAUAACUUAUUUGUAAAAGAAGCUCCAAAUGGUAACAUGUUUAGACCAGUCAAGGAGAUUGUAACCAACACACGCGAAAGUUGCUGGUGAACGCAGCAGGCCAGGCAGCAUCUAUAGGAAGAGGUACUGUCGACAUUUCGGGCUGAGACCCUUCAUCAGGGUAGUCCAGCAUCUGCAGAUUUCCUCAAGGAGAUUGUGGCUGGUUUGUGACCUAACUCCACGUACCUGCUUCCUCCACAUCAGUUAUCAAAAGUAAUUGGUAGUAAAAUUAACAAUUGAUCUCCCUUUUGAUUACCUUUUGUACUUGUGUUUUCUAGUGUCAUACUGGAGAGCCUGGAUGUGAUUUUUGUAUUGUGUCGUCUUGUCCUAGAUUCCUCAACCUAGCAUAGUCGUACCUUUAUCCACAGUUUAACUUCAAGGUCAUAUCCUGAAAGCAAAUGGAUUAUUUAUAAGAAUGCCUCAUGUAAUGACCGGAAGUGUAAUGUUAGUUUUGCUGUGGCCACUAGCAGAGCUUCACGUUUAUUGUUACUUGGCCUUUUCACUCCCUUUGCUGCUUCGUUCUUGGAUAUGAAAUAGCCGUCCCUAUCACUAAUCGUAACUGAGUAUCUGCACCAUCGAAACAAACAGAAGCUGAGGAGAAUUAUCCUAAGCCCUUAAAUGUAUGUAAAAUGAUGAUUGUCCUGACUGGAUUUGAACUUACUUUAUGAACAAGGUGUACACCUGGACAACUUUCUCCCUCACCAGCUGCACUGGAGCAACUUGCCUGGAGACUGGGCUGGCUCUGGCACAAACUGGGAUGUGAUCAAGGACCAUGGCCCACAUUUUGUCCAUUUGCAUCCCAAUAUCCCGUGAACUGAGCAGAAUCAGCUAUGACCUGUGCUGUUAAUCAGUGGAGAUCACACAAGAAGCUGAGGUAGUAUAUUGUGUGCAGUUGAGGACACCAACCUACAGGAAAGAUGUCAGUAAGAUUGAAAGAAUACAAAGAAAAUUUACGAGGAUCUUGCUGGGAAAUAGGGAUCUAGGUUAUAGGGAAAGGCUGAAUAGCUUAGGAACUUUAUUCUGGAGUGUGGGUAGGAAAAUGAGGGGAGAUUUGAUAGAGGUAUACAAAAUUACGACAGGUAUAGGUCGGGUAAAUUCAACCAGGCUUUUUUCCUCCACUGAGAUUAGGUGAGGCUGGAACUAGAGGUCAUGGGUUAAGAGUGAGAGGUGAAAUAUUCAAAGGGAACUGGGGAGGGAUUUCUUCACUCAGAGGGUGGUGCAAGUGUGAAAUGAGCUGCCAGCAGAAGUAGAGGAUGCAGGUUCAUUUUGAUCGUUUAAGAGAAGUUUGGAUAUCAGGGAUAUGGAGGGCUAUGGCCCAGAUGCUGGUUGCCUAGACUAGGCAGAUUAAUAGGUUUGGCAUGCACUGGAGGAUGGAAGGGCUUGUUUUUCUUCUGUCGUGCUCUAUGACUCUAUCUGCCAGACACAGUCACCAGUUGCAAAGACUUCAGCCUUUGUCUGUCUUUUGUACCCACUUUCCCCCCAGUAAUUCUCAGCAUUGCCACAUUAACAGAGCAGCGUCACUGAACACUUAACACUGCACAUUUGAACUGGUAUAACUAGUAUGUAUAGCAGUAACCAGCAUUGCUGCAUUAACAGAGCAGCAUGCUGAACACUAUGUUGGAGACAUUUGAAUUGGUUUAACUGAUACCUAUAGCAGUGACCAGCAGUAGGCAGUGAGGCCUAUCUGGGUGGUGAUAUCCUCACUACCUGGUCUGCCUGUAAUAAACAUUUAUCUAAUAUGACCUCUGGGAGUAUGAAAUGUGUGUGCAUUUUAAAGGGCCUCACUCUUUGCUCUUCCCUGCUUUUAGGGUCAAAUUGACAAACAACUGAAUCAGCAGCCUUGUGCUUUCAAGUAUCUAAUUCUAACUGACUGAAGGAACAUCCUGUUCUCAGACCAAGUCUAUUUUUAAUUACUACGAUGAAAGCAGACGUGUAAACCGAUGACAUUCACCCAUGAUGUGAACCAAGGAAGGUGUUUCUGUGUGUGUGUGUGAGAGAGAGAUACUGACACAGCCUUGUGAUCACAGUCACAACCAUGCAUGGUUAGAGUUGUGGCUGUGGUGGUUGUGUUGGUAAAGCAGCAUGUAUGUUCAACAAGUGAAGUAUGGCCAACGCACACAGCUUGUUACAACAGAACUGGGGAGAAGUAUAAGAAGGCUCUAAAUCCAGUGUAAUAUCUGAGUUGGACACUAUCCUCUUUAUUUUUUAUUGGAAAAUGAAUAAAAUCAAUAAAAC
Mobula hypostoma (lesser devil ray) is the source of this 6437-nucleotide messenger RNA. Its product is annotated as zinc finger protein 79-like. Gene Ontology annotation, biological process: regulation of transcription by RNA polymerase II. NCBI's taxonomy places the organism in Eukaryota, Metazoa, Chordata, Chondrichthyes, Myliobatiformes, Myliobatidae. The record is from RefSeq and is a predicted model, not a curated record. The coding region runs from base 456 to 1382 and encodes 308 amino acids. Gene Ontology annotation, molecular function: DNA-binding transcription factor activity, RNA polymerase II-specific. Gene Ontology annotation, cellular component: nucleus. The transcript has 2 exons.